AUGAGAAGCAGAAAAAGCCUUGCCCACUGAUCUCACUUCAGACUCCAACACCGAUCAGAGAAUGGAAUGGUGGCCAGUCUAGGAGACCACGGAAGGCACACUUUGUCCCCAGUUAUGCCCACCCCUACCCACCUGGCUCAUUCACCUUCCUGCUCCGGGCUGCUGGCACUGCUCCUUGUCCUCUGGGGAGCUUCUGAGCAGAGCAAGGGGGGUAAGUGGCAGGUCCUGCAGCCUGAGGGCCCCAUGCUGGUGGCAGAAGGUGAGACACUCCUGCUGAGGUGUACAGUAGUCGGCUCCUGCACUGAUUACAUGAUAAAAUGGGUCAAGGUGAGCAACCAGAACCAGGAGGAAAUUUAUAACUUCAAACAUGGCUUCUUCCCCGGGGUGAUGCCCAUGAUCCAGAAGACACUGGAACCACUUAAUUGCGACUAUUCCAUCUAUAUCCACAAUGUCACCACGAAUCAUGCUGGAACCUACCACUGUGUGAGACUUGAUGGCUUGAGUGAGCACUCAAGAAAGAAGCUGGAUGAGGGCACCUCCGUGCUUGUGAAGAGAGCUGGGGACCCAGAGCCAGACCUCUGGAUCAUCCAACCCCAGGAGUUGGUGUUGGCAACCACUGGAGACACUGUCUUCCUGAACUGCACGGUGCUUGGAGAUGGUCCCCCUGGACCCAUCAGGUGGUUUCGGGGAGCUGGUCUGAGCCGGGAGGCCAUUUACAACUUUAGAGGCACCUCCUACCCCAACGUGACAGCGGUCCGGGCUUCCAACAAUGAUUUCAGCAUUCUUCUGCGUGGCAUCUCCACUGAGCAUGCAGGCACUUAUUACUGUGUAAAGCUUCAGAGGAAACCCAACAGGCAAUACCUAUCUGGACAGGGCACCAGGCUGAGAGUCAAAGCAAAGCACACUUCUCUCCAAGAGUCAGAAUUCACCAAUGAACGUGUAGCCAAGGUAUUUCCAUCAGGCCUCCUGUCUGUGCUCACUCUUGCGGUCCUGGGGCUGAAAGCAGUGACCUUGGCUGCACUCCUGAUAGCCCUGGCUGCCCACCGGAGGAAGCCUUGA
Messenger RNA from Physeter macrocephalus (sperm whale), 1059 nucleotides. Its product is annotated as signal-regulatory protein beta-2. The record is from RefSeq and is a predicted model, not a curated record. The transcript has 5 exons. Gene Ontology annotation, cellular component: plasma membrane. Lineage: Eukaryota; Metazoa; Chordata; Mammalia; Artiodactyla; Physeteridae.